AUGCACCUGCGUGUCCUGAGGGAAGCGAUCGGCAGAGCCGACUUUUCGUUCCCGGCUUUGGAGUCAGGCUAUGGUGUAAACAAAGUUUUGAGAGAUCUCAUUUACAUUGUUAUAGUAAAUAAAUUUUGUGGCAAGUCUGGGGUAUUACCGUUGAACUCUAGUUGGGCUGAGCUCAGCUCAAGUCGUUGCAGCGAUCGGCGGUCGCGAGGAUUUUCGGAGGUUUGUGGUGUGACGUCAGCGCGGGCGGGGCGCGGGGGCGCGGGCAGUGGCGCGCGCCGCCUCGCUCCGGCCGACUGUCCCUACCGCUACGUACUAUCUGUUGCGCGCCGAGCGCGGUGGACGCGCUACGAACGCGCCGCACGCGACCCUACCGCCCGCCCUUCACGCAACCGUAAACAAAUUACUACGAACCCCGUGUCCAAUGCUCCUUACGCUUGUGUGAAACCCCACUUUGUUCCGACUUCGACUUAUGUGAUUUAA
Molecule: messenger RNA, 480 nt
Organism: Spodoptera exigua (beet armyworm)
Lineage: Eukaryota; Metazoa; Arthropoda; Insecta; Lepidoptera; Noctuidae
Source: the annotation of a GenBank genome assembly